AUGGCGGGUCACGAAGAAAGGUGUGGAGAGAAUUUGUGGUCAAAUCGCUUUAAAGACAUAAAUGAGAUAAUUGAUUAUGUUAUUGGUUCAGAGAAUGAGUUGAGUGAUUUGUCAGGUGAUGAUGAAACAGAUGAAUGGUUACCACCUGGUGAUGAAAACCAUGUUGCCGAACAACAAGAUGAUAAUAUGGACAUACUGGCUGACAGUCCUCAUAACGAGGAUACGAACAUUGAUUUAAGUGAUGUAUUUCCUGAAAAAGUGGCCCAUGCCUCAACUGCAAGAAACCAAGCAAAACAUAAAAUUGUAUAUAAGUUUGACAAGAAAGGAGCAUUUGUUCCACCUUCAAACUUAGAAUUCAUUGAUGCACAGCUUGAACCCAAACCAAAAGAUGACACUCCCUACAACUACUUCAAAUAUUUUGUCACCAGCGACAUGUUGGAAUAUUUGGCUAAAGAGUCCAAUCAUUACGUGCAUCAAAAAGUUGAAAUUUCUCUUCAAACAUCAGCUUGUGAACUUGAAACAUUUGUUGGUCUUUUUUCACAUGGGAUUAGUGCAAAUGCCUGCUCUGAUGUAAUGUCAAGACAACAGUUUCAGAAGCUAGCUUCCUAUUUGCACAUUGCCAAUAACUUAAGUCCAUCUGAAAACCAAUGCAUUGAUGAAGUUAUGGUUGCCUUCAAGGGAAGAUCAAUGCUAAAGCAAUAUCGAAAAUGGGGAUUCAAGCUUUGGGCUCGAUAUUCAUCAACAGGCUUUUUGCAUGUUUUUGAUAUUUAUCAAGGGAAGAAUGCCACAAUUGAAGAUGAAAGCAAUGUCUCUGGUUGUGGAUUGGGUAGAAAUGUUGUUUUGAAGUUGAGUUCAACUCUUCCUGCAGAAAGAAAUUUCAAAAUCUUUGCUGACAAUUUUUUUCUAAUUUUGUGA
Molecule: messenger RNA, 915 nt
Organism: Xenia sp. Carnegie-2017
Lineage: Eukaryota; Metazoa; Cnidaria; Anthozoa; Malacalcyonacea; Xeniidae
Product: piggyBac transposable element-derived protein 3-like
Exons: 3
Coding region: 1-915 (304 amino acids)
Source: RefSeq, a predicted model, not a curated record